Messenger RNA from Chiroxiphia lanceolata (lance-tailed manakin), 1302 nucleotides. It is a transcript of the gene TUBB4B, whose product is annotated as tubulin beta 4B class IVb. NCBI's taxonomy places the organism in Eukaryota, Metazoa, Chordata, Aves, Passeriformes, Pipridae. Gene Ontology annotation, molecular function: structural constituent of cytoskeleton; GTP binding; GTPase activity. The record is from RefSeq and is a predicted model, not a curated record. Gene Ontology annotation, biological process: mitotic cell cycle; microtubule cytoskeleton organization. Gene Ontology annotation, cellular component: microtubule; cytoplasm.
CGUGCUGGUGGGACCUGGAGCCCGGCAACCAUGGACUCGGUGCGCUCCGCCUUCGGGCAGAUAUUCAGGCCAGACAACUUCGUGUCGGUCAGAGCGGAGCAGGAAAACAACUGGGCAAAGGGCCAUUAUACGGAAGGUGCUGAAUUAGUCGAUUCUGUGUUAGAUGUUGUAAGGAAAGAGGCAGAAAGCUGCGAUUGUCUGCAGGGCUUUUCAGCUUACUCACUCCCUGGGUGGUGCACAGGCUCUGGCAUGGGUACCCUUCUCAAUCAGCCAAAUCCUGUGAGGAUACCCAGACCGAUUAUGAAUACUUUCAGUGUGGUGCCCUCCCCUAAAGUGCAGAUACCGUGGUAAGAGCCCUACAACGCCACGCUCUCAGUGCACCAGCGUGAGAACACGGACGAGACGUACUGUAUCGAUAACGAGGCGCUGUAACGACAUCUGCUCAGAACGCCUGAAGUUACGACCCCCACCUACGGGGACCUGAACCACCUCGUGUCCCGGCCAACCAUGAGCGGUUUUACCACCGCCUGCCGGUUUCCCGGGCCAGCUCACGCUGACCUGCGGAAGCUGGCGGUGAACAUGGUCCCCUUCCCUCGCCUGCCACCUUUUUUCAUGCCCGGUUUUGCCUCGCUCACGAGCCGGGGGAGCCAGCAGUACCGGGCUCUCACCGUGCCAGAGCUCACCCAGCAGAUGUUCGAUGCCAAGAACAUGAUGGCAGCGUGUGACCCGCGUCACGGCCGCUAUCUGACGGUGGCCGCCGUCUUUAGGGGCCGCAUGUCCAUGAAAGAGGUGGACGAGCAGAUGCUCAACGUUCAGAACAAAAAUAGCAGCUAUUUUGUUGAGUGGAUCCCCAAUAACGUUAAGACAGCGGUCUGUGACAUUCCACCUCGCGGCCUCAAAAUGUCUGCCACCUUCAUUGGCAACAGCACGGCCAUCCAGGAGCUGUUCAAACGCAUUUCUGAGCAGUUCACUGCGAUGUUCCGCAGAAAGGCCUUCCUGCACUGGUACACGGGGGAGGGCAUGGACGAGAUGGAGUUCACAGAGGCUGAGAGCAACAUGAACGACCUGGUGUCCGAGUACCAGCAGUACCAGGAUGCCACGGCCGAGGAGGAGGGGGAGUUUGAGGAGGAGGCUGAGGAGGAGGCAGAGUAAAGCUAUGCAGUUGAACACCUGUAAAUUUUGUUUAAAGUUGUAUGAACUCUCUCUCAUUCAAAGGUUCUGUUCGUGUUGUGUUAUUAUUGCUGUUUCCGAGUCACUCCCGAUGCUGUACAGGCACCAUUAAAGCAGUUUUCACAGUGCAAA